CAUUGGUUGCGUAGCAACGCGUCUCUUAGUGUCUCUACAUUAGCACGAGAGGAGUUAUCUCUCAAGAACUCCGUCAGAGUUUAUUUUAAAUGUGUACAAUUCACCGAGCUAAAACCAACCAACACUUUUCUGGAAAAGUUUAUAUUUUCUUGAACAUUUUGCGUAAAUUCCAGGAACACUUGACUCUGAUCGGAGAGGUGAAGUCCUGCCGGGAACCUUUGAGCAAACAUGGAGCUGGACAUCCGUCAUCAUCUCAGUGAAGCAAAGCAGAACCGAGACCCCGCGGCGCUGCGGGAGGCCUUCCGGUUACUGACCUCCGACGGAGCAGCUGCUGAACACCGCCGAAAGACUCCAGCAGUUCUGCCGGAGCUGUACGUCGUCUGUGCGGAGACCGCUCAUGAGCUGGGCUGUGUGGAGAUGAGCACCGAGUGCCUACAGAGGUUUUUUGAUGGGAAUCCACCACCAGGUCAGUUCUUGAGUCGAGCCUUCCUCUGCCAGGGCCAGAUGAAGCCUCUGCCUGCUGCUGGGAGUGUGGAAGGCGCUGAGGAGGCUGUGAUGUGCUUUCUAAAAGCAAUUGAAAUCUCAAAGAUGGAAGCGAGAUGCCACUUCCUGGUCUUCAAUGCCUCGGUACUGUACUGUCAGAAGGUGCGUCCUCUCCUCCAACCGGGUCGGUUCCACCUCUUAGUCCCAUCCUUAAAGGUGGUGGUGCAGAGUCUGGAGGAGGUCGAUGAUGAAGAUCACAGCUGGAGGGCAGAGCUCAUGAUACUGCUGGUUGAAUGCUUUGUGGAUUCUGGACAGCGUGGAGAUGCUGUUGUUUCUGCCAGAGCUACAGAGGAGUUCAUCACAUCACAUGCUCCACAUCUUUAUCCAAAACUCUUUAUACUGCAGGUGCGGCACAAACUGUCAGAGGGCGACGCUCUCCUAGACAUGAGCAGGCGGAGCGCCAGCUUAGCAGUUAUUUACCAAAUGCAGGAGCUGAGGAGGCGUAUAGAAAUGAAUGAAAACAAGGUCAGUCAAGAGGAUGUGGAGACGUUUGAGAACAUCUUCUGUCUCCUGGUGGAUGGUUCAGAAGCGCCCACGAGCCGUGGUCAGAGCCCACCACCCGCUCGCCCGUCGGACAGAGGCGCCAGCCUCCUGGAGCUGGCAGUGCUUGCUUUGCAAGCGAAGCAUCAGAAAGUAGCUGAGGAGUGUCUGAAAGAGCUGAAGUCUGCAGGAGAGGCUAACAUCGACCAUCGUCUCAUGAUGGAAUGUGUGGAUUCUGAGAUCAGCCUCCUGAAUAAAGAGGCAAAGAUGGACUCCAAAGGCUGCAUAGAGGCUCGCCUGAAGGAGGUAGAGAAGCUCAGCCAGUGUCUGCAGACGGCGGUGAGGGCGGGGAGCCCGAAGGCGGUGCAGGCGGUCUGCGGUGCCCUGUGGAACUGCUGCCUCCCUCUGCUGCAGCACCCCCUCAGGACACGCAUCAAGGCCCCUCUGCUGACACUGGCCCAUGUUCUGGAAGACAUGCACAGUGUCCUGCUGGAGGUGCGCUGCCACGUCCAUGCCGAGCUGGCAGUAAUUGAAGAUGAGGAGGGGUGUCUGGAGGCGUCUCUGACUCACCUUCAGAAAGCCAUGCUGCUGGACAGCGGGGCACAAAGAGAACGUCUGUCGUCAGCGUUCCACCUCCUGCAGCUCCGACAGAAUAUCUACAGCGAACCGACCCGCACAGAGGAGAAAGCUGCCGCGCUGCUGCAGCAGACCAUGGACAUGCCUCCACACGUCAACUCCAACUGUCGCCCCGUCCUGGUGUCUGUGGGUCUUCUUCUGGCCCCUGAUGAAUUUCAGACUUUGCUGGACGCGGAAAGCACUCUCGAAUUUGAAUCAGGAGCUCAGCUUGCUGCAAAGGCUCAGCAUCACUCUGCGUGUGUGCAGAAGGCAGUCAGACACCUGGGCAGACGGAGCUCGGAUCCUGAAAGCAUAGAGAGGGUAAAACUAUGGGCAGCCCUGGCAAAGACGGCCAGGAAACAGGAAGUGUGGGACGUGUGCCGAGCUGCCUGUCGCUUCUGUUUGCUUUACGAUGACGGAAGGUGGGAAACGUCUGUGACAAAUGGUCCAGAGAGUGAUGCUGCAGGCCUUCAGAGCUGUGGUCCAAGCCUGACUUCUGCCAACCGUCUGCAGCUUCUAGCUGAAAUUCACUUCAUCAGUGCUGAGGCUACCAUCCAGAAGCUGUUAGCUGAAGGGGUUCAGCAGAACAGUCUGGCAGUCCCGUCACUGGAGAGACGGCCUGGUGUGUCUGAGGAGGACUGGACGGCUUACAGAGACUGGAUCCACAGCCUGUCGGCUUACGCUACCUCCAGCUUCAUGCGAGCAGGCGAGCUCGGGGCAGAGAUCGGAGAGCCGUGGGUGGUUGCAAAUGCCGCCAUUUACCUGUGGAAUCAUAAUAGUCACUUGCUUGCAAAGGGGGAAUACCAGCUCCUGCUCCCCACCUUUCAGAGCCUAUUGGACAGGCUCCAGCACACACAGGAAGUUGGGAACAGCACUCUGUGUGUGCUGCUGUGUGAUGCAGUGUCCCGGGGCUUGAUCCAGCCUAUAUCUGAAAGAGACAGCGCUGAACCUGCUCCUACAGGACUUAAGGGUAAAAACAGAGCUGAGAAGAGAUCGGAGAGGGCUGCCAGUACCCAUGGGGCAUCUGUAGAGCCUGCUGCACUGCAGGAUGUCUACAAAGCUUUGGAGCUGUGUGACCUCGCCCUCAGCAUGUCCAAAAUCACUCAGGAAGCCGUCCCACUGGCUGUCAGGAAACGGGUCUUAGCCACAUGGGUUCAGAUCAAGAUGCUUUUGCAACAGCAGAUUGACUUGAAGAUGGACACACUGCAAGAUAAGAGAGAGGAAGUGUCUGCCAUGACAUGUGUGCUGGUUGGAGUGGAGAUGCUCACAUGGAAUAAGAGCCCGGGACAUACGGGCUUCCCUGUUCCCAGUCCCUCAGCGCUGGUGAGCAUGGCAUCUGAAUGCAGCUGGUGCGACGCUGUGGUGGAGCUGCAGGUGUGGUGCCAGCUGGCCGCCUUCUGCCACCGUGUCAACGACCACAGAUCGGUGUUACGCUGCACCCUGAGCGCUCUGCAGCUGGAAGAAGUUGCUGCCCACAGUCUCAAUACCACACCCUGUGUUCUGUUUGCUCCAGCUGCAGUGAAGGAGCUGCUGAGCAGCGCGGCCUGCUUGAGGGGUUUGAGCUUACUUCAUGAGUGCAGGGGGGACCUCAGCGCUUACAGACAGGCUUUGCAGGUGCUGCUGUCCAGCGUCAGCUUUGCCAAGGAGGCAGAAAAUGGAGUGUUGUGUGUCUGGGCUGCUGGACAUUACUGGAGUGCUAGUCUGGCCCUGACACAGAACCCUGAGGAAAGACUGCAGCUUAGAGAGGACCUGGAAAUGGUCCUGGAUGCUCUCUUUCACAUCAGCAGAUGUGAAAGAGGUCAAAGACAAAGACUUGCAACAGAAGAAGCACGAUCUUGUGAAUUUUCUACACAUAAUUCAAAAACAGAGGACCAGGCUUUGUCUUUGAGGGCUGCGAUUUCCAGGUGUUUGCUUCAGCUCCACAUUGAUGAAGCAGACUUUGAAGGCGCCCUGAAGCUGCUGGACAAAGCUCUGACAGCCAUGCCUCGCACCAGGCACCGAGUACCUUUGCUGAAAUGUCGCGUCGUGGUGAAAACACGCCUGGGACAAAGUGUGGAGCUGGACAUGCAGAAACUACUAGAAGAAGGGCAGCAGUGCUGCUCAUUCAUGUGGCACCAGGCAGCACUGAGUGCUGAGUCUGUAGACCAGCAACUGGAGUUCUACCAGAAAGCCAUCACAUCUCUCACGAGCAGUGAGAGUCGAUGGCAAAAAGUCACCCUUCUGCUGGAGUUUGGGAGUUGGCUUUACUGGCACAACUUCCCCAAAGCAGACGCUCUGCAGCCGGUGGAGUGGGCCAUCGACCUCCUCCUGCAGCCAGAGCCUGGGCCAGAGGAGGCACCAGCUCCUCCACCAGAAGAAAUGGGCAAAAAUCCUGAGUCUGCAGUGACACGGGAGUCUGUGCUCGGAGUCCAGGGCUCCUCUAUCGAGAGUCUGUCCGGUCUGAAGGAGGUGCGCCGCCUCGACGGCUUGAUACAAGCACACACUUUGCUCGCUGUCAUGUCAGGAAUGAACUCCCAUGAGCACCAGCUCCACUUGCUCAGAGCCCACACCUUUGUCCUCCAAGUGUGGCAGGUUUCUAUGGCAGGGAUGUCUGAUAUUUCCAGGGAGAAGAAUCAACUGCAUCCUCCUCCUUCUGCUGGGUCUAAAAAAGGCAGAGACAAAGACAGGAAAACCAAAGAUCUGCACUCUACAGAAGACAAACCUCAGCCGUCUUCCCUGGAGAAGACGGUGCCAUCCACCCCGAGUGAGUGGGUCAGCUUCGUCUGUCCCGACCAGGCGAGGCAGAUCUUCAGAACCAGCAGUAGCCCCCACUGCAUCAAUGCACACAGCAUUGCAAAGCAGACUCAAAGCUUGUUUUAUCUGCAUCUGCUGGACACAGAGCUGCAGGCUCUCUCACUCCAGCUCCACACGCUGCCGGUCCUGCACCUCGCUGAGAUCAUCGCCCAUGAUCUGUUAGAGAGGAGGGAGCUCUCCGACGUCUACAGACUCCGGAUUGUGAGAACCUGUGCUCAGCUGGGGUUUGAUUUCCAUUCACCGUAUCAAGAGGAGCUGCUGACUCUGACUUCAGUUCAAGAGCAGGAACAAAUGGAGAGCCACAAAGCUACACGUCUUUCUGGACACAAGAAGAGCCUUCACAGAGCCCAGAACCAGGAAAACAAAGCGCUUAAACGACCAGUGACACUGCGACACAUCAGGGAUGUGAGUGCUGUAGAUGUCUGGCUGGACAAAGCUGACGUUUGCCUGAGUUUAAGGCUGUAUCCGUCAGCCCGGCAGCUUCUGACAGAGGCCCACAUGCUGGCCAGGAAACUUGGAGAUGAAAACGCUGUUUCCAGAAGUUUACUAGGUUUAGCCUGUCUGGCAUGUGAGGAGCAGAACCCCGCUCAGGCUCUGAUCCUGCUGGAUGAAGCCCAGAAGCUCGGGGGUAAUGAGGACUUUUGGUUCCAGCUCAUCCAAACCAGAGUCACUGCAGUUGUGGCUCAGAGAGACCGAGACUCACAAACCAAGGUGGAUGAGGUCAUAAAAGCGGGCUGUGAGGCUCUGGAGCUGCGCAUGUCAGAGAAAGCCAACAGAGUUUCAGAGCUUAAAUUCAAGAUCAACUCAUUAGAGAAGAGAGCUGCGGUUGAAUACAUCCAUGCCGCUGCUGUGGUGAAACCAGGAGGAGCUUUCAACAGUGAGCACAUCUGGAAGCUGGUGUCUUCCUGUGAGCUCCUCAGAAAGUGUGCCAGCACUUUCACUGAACUGGGCAGGAAGGAGCAGGCGGCAGAGGCACACCGCGAGUCUGCACGUGGUCUGAGGCUCUUGGCCGCUUGUUCCUCUGACUCUGAUGAGCAACAGCUCUUCCUGCUCAGCAGCUUCUCCCAAAUGCAGUUAGCCGUCAUGCUCCAGGAACAGGUGCUGCUCAAUACCCGAAGCCAGCUCACCCCCCACGAGAGACAUGAGGUGUCACUGGCAGCUAUGAGGAAGCUGCUGCGCCUGCGGCUGACCCUGGCAGAGUUUUGUCUGGACGUUCUGGAGGAGCGCUGUGCCCUGGAGGCGUGUCAGGCGUUGGCCCGAGCAAAGAAAACCCCUGCUGAGGUCGCUCUGGAGGAGUUUACGCGCCUCUCGCCUGAGCCCAACUCUGUACAGCAUGAGUGGUUGAGUGUGAGCAGAAGCCUGGGGCAGGCCGCUCUGGGCCAGCUGGCUGCAGUCAGCGCUCACUCAGCAGCAGACAGCGUGGAGAUUGCAGCUCGAAGCCUGAGUCUAUGGGGAAAGUUCCUGGGACUGCUGGCUGCCACGGAGGAGCCCACCUGUCUGCAUGCUCUUUGGGAGGAACAGAAGACGGAGGCCUGGUGUGAUCCUCAAGCUGUUUGUCCUGAAAGAGAUGAUUCUGGCAAAGAUUGUGAUUUGAGCAGAGCAGAUCUGAGGAUGAACUCUGGUAGAGGGGCCGAGCUGCAGAGAAGACCUGGAGUCCAGAAGGUGCUGCAUGAAGCCAACAAAGUUCUCUCUGAAGCCGUCAACUUGUGUCUUCAGCACCGGCUGCCCGUCUCCACCCUGGCCGAUGCCUCUUUGAACAUGCUGAAGUGUAAUGGGCGCUGUGACUCUGCGGUUGCGGGUCAAUGCCUGGCUCUGUUUCAGAGUUGCUGCGCGGCUGCUGCUACCGUGGAGGUCCUGGGCUCUGCUCGCAUCGGCUCCUUCCAGCUCCCGGUUCCACUCGGCAUUCGCUCCGAUCUGCUCCUCUCCAAGGAGGAGCGACCCAGCAGCAUGUUGAAGGGAGCGGACGCCUCCCUCAGCACAGCCUCCAAGGCCUUUAGUCACAUGACUGUAAUGUCCAACCACCUGAGCAUCCUGUCGGAGCUCCCACCUGGCCUGCACAUCCUGCUCCUGCAGCACUCCCAAAGCAGGUCAGAACUCUUCGGGGCUUUCUAUAAGCCAUCUGCAGCGUCAGAACAGACAGAAGGAAAGACUUCACAUGAGUCAGCAGGUACCCUGACAUGCACCAGGGUGGCAAGAGUUUCAGUCUGCCCACAGGCACUGCAGGCACUGAGGGAGAAAGCCCGGCUCUUCUCCCAGAGGAGCCAACAUUCCCCCGUGAAGGAAGAAUGCCGGGGCGGUGCAGAGGCCCGGCUGCAGAGCGCUGCAGCAGACUCACAGUCAGCCGUUCUCUUCAGAGAAGUUGUGCAGGACAUGGAGGACUAUUUGAAUCCACUUCUCACACAGUUCAGCUUUUCUUGUUUGAGCAGGCCUCCUGCUUCACCCUUUCAAGGAUCUGAAAGGACCAAAGACGAGGAAGAUGAGGCUAGCACAGCAGAACCAGGCGAGGGUUUGGUGAUGCUGGCAGACAGGGACUUGCUGGAGUUGCCUCUGGAGUCUUUGUCAAUCCUGCAGGAGGAAGACCUCAGCUUUGUGUCACGCGACUUUUCUCUGCAGUUUUUCUACAGCCGCCUCAAUUCAAACAAGACACAGAAAGUUGAAAGUGACAACAAAAAGGACACCAAAGUUAGCAAGGGAGCGAAGGGGAAGGCACAUCAAAGCCAGGCCAUCAAAGCGACACCUGUUGGUCCCGUGCAGCCUUCUCUCACCAUCCCAGUGGACAAACAAGACUUUUGUUAUUUUGCUGACAGUGAAGGACAGAGAAGUUUGUCUUUGAUGAAGGAAGUUUUACAAACCCACAUGCCGCAUUUCACCCGUCUGUGGGGGGGCAGCAGUGUCUCUGAGAGUGAGCGAGUGCUGCGCCGCUGCAGUGCCUUCGUCUACAUGGGGAAGGAGCGCUUUGUGGGAAUCCUCCCCCCUGAAAGACUAGCUGCUCUCAAUCUGUCUGACUGCCGCCUGGCUCUGCUGUUUGACCUCGUUCACAGCAAAGCUGACGUUCACUCCCAGUCAAACCAUGGCCCACACAAGAGCGUGCCGUGGCUGGCCACGCAGAAACCCGUGGAGACGGCUCUGUGGCUGAGCUUGAGCGGCAUCAGCUGUGUGGUUCUCCACCAGUGGGCCUGCAGCCCUCAGCAGAAUGCGCUGACCGCUGCAGCUGUGCUCGAUGACCUGCUGAGAGUCAGAAAGAGCUCAGGCCAGACCAUCCACAGCCUGCGAGGGGGGAUCCCCUCAGCAGAGUCCCAGCACAGAAAUACAGGCCUGUGUGACACUGGGACUUCAAACAACUCCAAAGACGACAAACGUCAACGCAGCUCCUCACCAUCCGCUUAUAACUGCAUUCUGUAUGGACUUCCUAAUUUGACUGUCACCUAGUUUAACAAAAAUCACAGAACAUUUCUUUCUGAACAUGCAUGGAGCUUACUGCUGAAGUUUUACCUGAACACCCGUGUCUCUGAAAGAUUAGUACUUCCAUGGCAUCUUGCAGAUUCGUAAAGAUCUAAAGAUUGAUCGUUUGUUCCUUAAAGCUCAGUUUUUUAGAGGUUUUUUGUUUGAGCAGCACAAGAGCAAUCCAGAAGAAGCCCAGAGAACUAGAAAACACUUUGCUUUCCAGUGAAAGAAGUCAGAAGCUACCAGCAGGUAACGGGGAGGGGCGGAGCCAAAGAAGAUCCAAGCUUAAAUGAAACUAAAAUAAAUAUUUAAAUUCAAGUAAAAA
Oryzias melastigma (Indian medaka) is the source of this 8200-nucleotide messenger RNA. Its product is annotated as cilia- and flagella-associated protein 46. The record is from RefSeq and is a predicted model, not a curated record. The transcript has 59 exons. Lineage: Eukaryota; Metazoa; Chordata; Actinopteri; Beloniformes; Adrianichthyidae. Gene Ontology annotation, biological process: cilium movement involved in cell motility; axoneme assembly. Gene Ontology annotation, molecular function: protein binding. The coding region runs from base 229 to 7860 and encodes 2543 amino acids.